UGCCCAUUUUUUAAGUAAUUAAAUAACAACCACUGAAAAGAAAUCUUCCAAACGUUUUAAGAUGUACUUUGGUCUUGUGUCUCUCUCGUUGUGUGUAUACAACAAAAAGUUUGACAGUUUCCAACUCACCACGAUGUCAAAAGGCGCGAUAAUAUACUCUACACACUGAAAUACUCUACACACCAUGCACAAGCACAGCGGUUGCUUUGAAUAUAUUGGAUUGAAUCAACUAAUUUUGCAUGAAAUGAUAUUCAUUUAUUUUCAAAUUGGAAAAAAUAUUCACCGCUAGAUAUUUCGUGAAUCGUGUGACACCCAACUAGAAUAUCUAUAAUGUUGACGUUUGACUGAAAUAUUAGAGCCGAACAUGAACAGACGUGUUCCAAACGGCAUAUCAACGAUGUCUAUAUGUCCAAGCAUGUUCGAUUUUGUAUGCUACUCGUUUGUUCACACGGCGCUCUGCACUGACUUUCACAUACAAGCUGUGUGUUCAAUACGUUUGCUUGCAGUGUUGAAACUCAAUCAGUGUUCCGCGUUCAGUCAAUAUGGUUUCCAGCUAAGUCUUAUCGUGUCAAGUGAAAUCGAAUUAGAGAAAUUUUCCUCCAUUUGAAAUACUCACAUUAAAAAAAGAUUCUUUCCUUCGUUUUCUUCCGAAAAUGUGACAAAUUCGUGUUUUUUUUUCAAGCCCGAAUAUCAAUUUGUGUUCAUUUUUUGAAUUUCAUCAUCGAGUCUUGCCUUCGCAAAAUGGCCGAGAAUCUACCAUACACAGUGAAAAAUUCAGAUGGUCAACAAAAUUGCGUACGAUGCAACAAAACCAUCAAAGCGACGUCAUUGCAAUUGGGUGAAAUUACUCAGUCUGAAAAACAAGACGCAAAAAUACCAAAGUGGUACGACAUCGAUUGUUUUUUCAAAAAAGUACGACCAGCCUCCGAAAAUCUCUUCAAUCAUUUCGCCAUUCUCCAUAACACAGAGAAAAAUCAGAUCCGAAAGCGAAUCGCAAAUGGCAACGCAAAAGGCAAGAAAGGAGUGAAGCGGGCGGCAGUGAAUGUUUCGCCAGUUCCAUCGGAACUACCGUCCAUCAAGGACUUUUCAGUUCAGUAUUCUCAAUCUGGCAAAAAUGUGUGCAGCGGUUGUAUUGAGCCAAUUGCAAAAGGCAAAAUAGAAACCAAAAAGGUUGUCAAGGCAACUGGUUCGGCAGACAUAAGUGUUUGGUACCAUUUGGAGUGCUUUACGAAGCAUUCGUCUAAACUUGGUUGGAAUGGUCCAUCGACAAAUUUGCCCGGAUUCCAGAAAUUGAAUAAAAAAGACAGGGAAAAGCUGAAGAAAAAAAUGGGAUCAAAGGAAGAAAACAACAAUGAGCCACCUAACAAGAAACUGAAAACCGGGUCGCUGGACGACGUUAACGCUAUCAUUGAGCAAAAUAUCACAAAACAGAAUAAACAGAUUCAUGAUUGGAAAGAAAAUCUUGAGAAGAAUCUCAAGCCACAGGAGCUGAUUGCAAUUUUGCAAGCGAACAAUCAAUUUGUGCCGAAGGAAAAUGCAGAGAUUUUAAUGCACACAGCGGAUAUUCUAUAUUUUGGAGCAUUGCAACCGUGUGAUAAGUGCAAGGAUGGCAAAUUCAUCUUUGGGAAUUCGUCGUACAAAUGCACGGGCAACUAUUCGGACUUUACUAAGUGCAAUAACGAGCUUAAGGUGCCAAUACGGUUUGCUGUCAAAAUACCGCAACAAAUCCAAAACACACACCACUUCUUGAAGCAGAAUUUCAACGUAGAGAUUCGUGCAAUCAAAAUUAUUCCAGACAAUUUGCUGAUGAACAGUGACAAACCGCUAUUCGACAUGGAGUUUGCCAUCACCGGAAACUUUGGCAAGAAGUCCAAGGAAAUCAGGAGUACCAUUCAAAAGUUAGGUGGUACAGUGGCCCCAUUAUUCCUGAGUAAAGAGAAAACAGCCGCUGUGAUUUCAAAGGUGGAAGAGGUGCAGAAAGAUGAAAAGGAUAUGCUGCCACUAAUGAAAGUGGCGAAGCAACUGGGCAUCCAGGUCGUACCUGAAGAUUAUUUGGACGCAGUCAAGACAGCCGAUCCAUUUAUGUUGAUAAAAGAGAAGAAUUUAAGCACAUGGGACUGCAUUGAUCCUUCUAAGCGUAUAGCGCGAAACGGUGUGAUCGUGUCAAAAUCCGACAGUUUUUAUGAUGAAACACCAUCCAAAGUUCAAAAAUGGAAGAAUGGAGUGGCUGUUGAUGAAGAGUGUGACUUGGAAAAUACUCAUGUUUAUUUUGGACUUGCUCAAAAUUCUGCAAUGUUAUUCAUUGCGUCGAUGACAUUGGUAGACAUUGGGCAAAACAAGAAUUCGUACUGUCGAUUGUCGUUGAUCGAGUCGGACGAUAAGAAUAGCUAUUGGAUUUGUGAAAAACAGGGGCGAAUCUCAACGAAAAUUGGCGAUACAAAACAGAAGUUGUAUAAAAAUGUAAAUUCUGCAGUGGAGGCAUUCAAAGAGCGCUAUCAGGAAUUGACUGGGAACAAUUUUGGCGAGCGCGAAUUCGUAAAGAAGCCCGAGAAAUUUCAACUAAUGGACAUCGUUUACGACAAACGAACCCAAGUUCUGAACCACUUAGUUGAAUCUCAGCUGAACAAAUCGGUGUACCAAGUAAUGAAAUUGAUUUGCGAUGAAAAGGCCAUGAAGCAAACCAUGCUUCGCUUCAACAUUGACACAGACCAAAUGCCGAUGGGCAAAAUCAGCAAGAGUCAAAUCAAUGUUGCAGCGAAGGCUCUCAAACAGCUGUCGCGCAUUGUGGAAAGUGAUUUUGUCAGACUGGAGAGUGAUUUUAUUGAGGCAUCAAAUCGAUUUUACACCAUGAUCCCGCAUAAAUUCAUUCAAAAGCGACCGCCCAUCAUAAACACAACCGAAAUGAUUGCAUCGAAAAUGGAGAUGCUGGAACGUCUACGCGAGAUUGAGUUCACGUACAGUUUGCUGAACGACACCGACAACAUGCAAAAUCCGCUAGACCAUCUAUAUCAUAAACUGAACGCAGACAUCUCUCCGCUGGACCGCAAUUCGAUUGAGUAUGGCCAAAUCAUGACAUACGUUGAGCAAACACAUGACCCCGAUUACCAUGAAGAUAAAAUUGAAGUGCUAGACGUUCUUGAAGUCGUUCGGCAUGGUGAGGAGAGUCGUUUCGAGCCAUUCAAAAAUUUCAAGAAUCGUACAUUGCUCUGGCACGGAUCUUCCUUGACAAAUUUCGUUGGAAUACUUUCCACUGGUUUGAAACUUGCACCACCGGAUGUAAUAAUUCAUGGCAAAGCGUUCGGAAAUGGUAUUUAUUUUGCGGAUGCUGUCGCUAAGUCGUCGCAUUACUGCAAUACAUCGGAAGAAAAUGAGGCAUUGCUGCUAUUGUGUGAAGUUGCACUUGGAGACAUCUAUGAAGCUUACGACUUUAACUCAUGCCUGAUGGGCCCACCAAACGGAAAGCAUUCAGUGAAAGGCAUUGGUUCGGGAUAUUCACGAUCCAAAAUUACUCGUGCCGAUGGUGUUCUGGUCCCAUAUGGACCUGUGGUUUUUGGUGAUGAAUACGAAACCGAUUUAGAUUUCAACGAAUACAUUGUGUACGAUGAAGCCCAAGUCAAAAUUCGCUACCUGGUCAAAGUUAAAAUUACAUCAUUCGAUGAUUGUGAUGAUGAUCAUGGUUCAUGUUGUAGCUGUAGCGCCUGUGCAACUGACAUCGACGUUUGUUCUUCUGGCGAAGAUACUAUCAUUGAAAUAAGCGACUAAGAUAUCUAUUUAUUCCAUAAAAAAACAUUUUUUCUACAAUAUUUUGUACGUUUUUGUACGUUGUUUUGUACGUUGUUUUGUACGCAUUUUUCUUGAACACGUUUUCUAAAAUUCAAAAAUUUAUUGCAUUGAAUUUGAAUAAAAAUGCAGUCAAACAAUAGAUUUAAAAGGAA
Molecule: messenger RNA, 3935 nt
Organism: Sitodiplosis mosellana (orange wheat blossom midge)
Lineage: Eukaryota; Metazoa; Arthropoda; Insecta; Diptera; Cecidomyiidae
Product: poly [ADP-ribose] polymerase-like
Exons: 12
Coding region: 742-3762 (1006 amino acids)
Cellular component (GO): nucleus
Molecular function (GO): DNA binding; NAD binding; zinc ion binding
Source: RefSeq, a predicted model, not a curated record